This is a messenger RNA of Triticum aestivum (bread wheat), 1637 nucleotides long. RefSeq lists its product as uncharacterized. Gene Ontology annotation, biological process: regulation of DNA-templated transcription. The record is from RefSeq and is a predicted model, not a curated record. Gene Ontology annotation, molecular function: double-stranded DNA binding. Bases 95 to 1246 code for a protein of 383 amino acids. NCBI's taxonomy places the organism in Eukaryota, Viridiplantae, Streptophyta, Magnoliopsida, Poales, Poaceae. The transcript has 2 exons.
CCACUUCUUGGAGCGCAUCGAGGAGUGACAAAGGCCAAAACUUUCUCACCGGCGGCGCUCGUUCCCCAAUCCCCUCGCCGCCGUCGCCUUCGCCAUGCUCCGCCUCCGGAGCUGCGGCGUCGCGCACCUGCUCUCCUCUCCCAUCACCUCUCACGGCUACGCUCUCCCCCGACUCCUCUCCGCCACCACCGCCGUUUCCCCACCCACCGGAUUCGCCGUCGAGGAGUAUCUGGUCGACACCUGCGGCCUCACCCGAGCACAAGCGCUCAAGGCCUCCGCAAAGCUUUCCCACCUCAAAUCCCCCGCCAAUGCCGACGCCGUCCUCGCCUUCCUCGCCGGCCUCGGCCUCUCUAGCGCCGACGUCGCCGCCCUCGUCGCGCGGGAUCCCAAGUUCCUCUGCGCCGGCGUGGAGGCGACCCUGUCCCCCAUCGUCGUCGAGCUCACGGGCCUCGGGCUGUCGCGCUCCGAGAUCGCGCGACUCGUCCCGCUCGCUGCCGAGCACUUCCGCUGCAAGUCCGUCGUAUCCAAGGUGCACUACUACCUGCACCUCUUGGGCCCCUCCGAGAAAUUCCUCCGAGUAUUCAAGGGUAACCACCAUCUCCUCUCGCACAGCCUCGAGAAGGUGGUCAAGCGGAACGUGCGGCUGCUGCGGGAGUGCACGCUAGGUGCUUGCGACAUUGGCAAGCUGGCCAUCUCUUUGCCAAGGAUGCUCACCGCCAACGUGGAACAAAUCCGGGCCAUGGUUGCCUCUGCUGAGGCUUUAGGCGUGCCUCCUGGCUGUGCGAUGUUCAGGCAGGCUCUGCGGUCUGUUGCGUUAGUUAGUGAGGAGAAGAUCGCCACUAAAUUGGAUCACUUGAAGAAGGCAACAAGGUGGUCAGAUACCGAUGCCGGCAUUGCUGUGUCCAGGUGGCUGAGUGUGCUGAGUUUGUCCAAGGAAACGCUGCAGCGCAAGUCCGACUUCUUCAUCGCGGAGGUGGGAUUGGAACCGGCGUACAUUGCUCGUCGGCCAGCGAUGCUUAGUUUUAGCCUGGAGGGCCGGCUCAGGCCCCGGUACUAUGUUAUGAGGUUUCUCAAGGAAAAUGGAUUGCUAGAUCAUGACAGAGACUACUACGGUAUGGUCUUGUGCAGCGAGAAGGUGUUUGCGGAGAAAUUCAUAUGCCCUCACAAGGAAGCUGCGCCGCACCUCCCUGAAGACUAUGCUGCUGCUCGCAGAGGGGAAAUGCCGACUAAUUUCAGAUUUAUAUGAGCUAAUUUCGCGGAGGGGAACUUUAGCCUGGAGGUCCGGCUCAGACCCUGCUACUAUGUUUUGAAGUUUCUUAAGGAAAACGGAUUGCUCAAAGGUAACCCAAGCUAUUAUACAAUCGCCAACUUCACUGAGAAGGUCCUCACAAGGAAGCUGCACCGCACCUUGCUGAAGACUAUGUGGCUGCUUGCCGAGGAGAAGUGCCAACUAAUUUCAGAAUUACAUGAACCAAGAGCAUGCUAUGAAAAUUGGUAACUGUGUACGGUGCGACAAAUAAUAUGGAACUGAGGGAGUACUUCUGUGUACUUUGCCUAGCUGGAUGUUGGUUCUACACUUUUAGAUGCUGGUAUGGCCGUUGUUAACGCUGGGUUAAAGUGAUGAUUUGAAUCCUGAA